Theobroma cacao (cacao) is the source of this 1101-nucleotide messenger RNA. RefSeq lists its product as uncharacterized. The record is from RefSeq and is a predicted model, not a curated record. NCBI's taxonomy places the organism in Eukaryota, Viridiplantae, Streptophyta, Magnoliopsida, Malvales, Malvaceae.
ACAAACCCACCAUCGCCUCUCACCCCUUCUCCCAACCACAACAAAAAUUUCUCUCCUUUUAGUCGAAAUCUGCAGCACCCAGAAUUGUUCUUUCUGCCUUUUUCUUAUCUCUUAUUUGGAAUCAAAAUAUUGAUCUUUUGGUAUUAUUGUGAAUGGUGGAAACAAUUCGGAGUGAUAGUAAUUUCAUGCUCUCCCUUUGCCAAUCAAGGGCGAGCGCUCUCCUACCUGUUUCUGCUGCCUCUGCUUUUGCAUUCGGUUCUUGCAAGGAAGGCUGGUACUACCGUUGCCUCGGCCUGGACCCAUAAACAACCCAGAAAAUCUUUAGCCUCCACCAAUAACCCAGAUUUUUUUUUGUUUAAAUAAAAAAACAAAAUAAACCUUUUUUUUUUAAUCUCGGUUGUUGGUGAAAUAUUCAUUCAAUUUUUGUUGAUUUGAUUUUUGGAUUUUGAUAAAGUCGAAAAAAUGUUGCUUUACAAGCAGAAGAAGAAUCAGGGUGCAAAGGGCAACAGGCUCUUGAUUAGCAUCACUGUUUUGGGAAGUGCAGGGCCGAUCCGCUUCGUUGUCAACGAGGAAGAACUUGUUGCUGCUGUCAUUGAUACUGCUUUGAAAUCCUAUGCUCGUGAGGGGCGGCUUCCUGUUCUCGGCUCUGAUCUUAAUGAUUUCCACCUUUAUUGCCCCUGUGCUGGAUCCGAUGCACUGAGUCCAUGGGAGACAAUUGGAUCACAAGGGGCACGAAAUUUCAUGUUGUGCAAGAAGCCAAAGACUGAGAAAAUGGAAGAUGAUGGGAGGUCAACUGGAGCAAUUACUAGGAAGGGAAGUGGGAACUGGAAGGCAUGGAUUAAUAAAUCCCUCAAUCUUAAGAUUUCCUCCCACUAAUAAUUCUCAAUCCUUUAUGAUCUUUAUUUCUUGGAUCAGCUUUACGUUUGAAUUAAGGACUGAACUUAGGCUAUCAUGGAAGACCAUGGUAGAAUGUUGGUUAUCUUUUCACCCUAUGUUCUCAUUCACGUGAGAAAGACCUGAAUUGUUAUUCAGGAAUAAAUUCGAGGUGUUAUUCUGUUUUUUUUGCAUUCCAAUAAAAUUGAACAUUUUUUGUGUGCUUAA